ACAGCACAUACUUCUCUUCGAGUCAACUGCUCCCAGAUAGAUCCAAGACAUGAGACUGUCAGCAAGAAUUAUUUGGCUUAUAUUAUGGACUGUUUGUGUAGCAGAAGAUUGUAAAGGUCCUCCUCCAAGAGAAAAUUCAGAAAUUCUCUCAGGUUCGUGGUCUGAACAACUAUAUUCAGAAGGCACUCAGGCAACCUACAAAUGCCGCCCUGGAUACCGAACACUUGGUACUAUUGUAAAAGUAUGCAAGAAUGGAGAAUGGGUACCUUCUAACCCAUCAAGGAUAUGUCGGAAAAGGCCAUGUGGGCAUCCCGGAGACACACCCUUUGGGUCCUUUAGGCUGGCAGUUGGAUCUGAAUUUGAAUUUGGUGCAAAGGUUGUUUAUACAUGUGAUGAAGGGUACCAACUCUUAGGUGAAAUUGAUUACCGUGAAUGUGAUGCAGAUGGGUGGACCAAUGAUAUUCCAAUAUGUGAAGUUGUGAAGUGCUUGCCAGUGACAGAACUGGAGAAUGGAAGAAUUGUGAGUGGUGCAGCCGAACCAGACCAGGAAUAUUAUUUUGGACAGGUGGUACGCUUUGAAUGCAACUCCGGCUUCAAGAUUGAAGGACAGAAAGAAAUGCACUGCUCAGAAAAUGGCCUCUGGAGCAAUGAAAAGCCACAGUGUGUGGAAAUUUCUUGCCUGCCACCACGAGUUGAAAAUGGAGAUGGUAUAUAUCUGAAACCAGUUUACAAGGAGAAUGAAAGAUUCCAAUAUAAAUGUAAGCAAGGUUUUGUGUACAAAGAAAGAGGGGAUGCUGUCUGCACGGGUUCUGGAUGGAAUCCUCAGCCUUCCUGUGAAGAAAUGACAUGUUUGACUCCAUAUAUUCCAAAUGGUAUCUACACACCUCACAGGAUUAAACACAGAAUUGAUGAUGAAAUCAGAUAUGAAUGUAAAAAUGGCUUCUAUCCUGCAACCCGAUCACCUGUUUCAAAGUGUACAAUUACUGGCUGGAUCCCUGCUCCAAGAUGUAGCUUGAAACCUUGUGAUUUUCCACAAUUCAAACAUGGACGUCUGUAUUAUGAAGAAAGCCGGAGACCCUACUUCCCAGUACCUAUAGGAAAGGAGUACAGCUAUUACUGUGACAACGGGUUUACAACGCCUUCACAGUCAUACUGGGACUACCUUCGUUGCACAGUAAAUGGGUGGGAGCCUGAAGUUCCAUGCCUCAGGCAAUGUAUUUUCCAUUAUGUGGAAUAUGGAGAAUCUUUAUACUGGCAAAGAAGAUAUAUAGAGGGUCAGUCUGCAAAAGUCCAGUGUCACAGUGGCUAUAGUCUUCCAAAUGGUCAAGAUACAAUAUUAUGUACAGAAAAUGGCUGGUCCCCUCCUCCCAAAUGCGUCCGUAUCAAGACUUGUUCAGUAUCAGAUAUAGAAAUUGAAAAUGGGUUUUUUUCUGAAUCUGAUUAUACAUAUGCUCUAAAUAGAAAAACACGGUAUAGAUGUAAACAGGGAUAUGUAACAAAUACCGGAGAAAUAUCAGGAAUAAUUACUUGUCUUCAAGAUGGAUGGUCACCUCGACCCUCAUGCAUUAAGUCUUGUGAUAUGCCUGUAUUUGAGAAUGCUAUGACUAAGAAUAAUAACACAUGGUUUAAACUCAAUGACAAAUUAGACUAUGAAUGUCACAUUGGAUAUGAAAAUGAAUAUAAACAUACCAAAGGCUCUAUAACAUGUACUUAUGAUGGAUGGUCUAGUACACCCUCCUGUUAUGAAAGAGAAUGCAGCAUUCCCCUGUUACACCAAGACUUAGUUGUUUUUCCCAGAGAAGUAAAAUACAAAGUUGGAGAUUCGUUGAGUUUCUCUUGCCGUUCAGGACACAGAGUUGGAGCAGAUUUAGUGCAAUGCUACCACUUUGGAUGGUCCCCUAAUUUCCCAACGUGUGAAGGCCAAGUAAAAUCAUGUGACCAACCUCUUGAAAUCCCGAAUGGGGAAAUAAAGGGAACAAAAAAAGUUGAAUACAGCCAUGGUGACGUGGUGGAAUAUGAUUGCAAACCUAGAUUUCUACUGAAGGGACCCAAUAAAAUCCAGUGUGUUGACGGGAAGUGGACAACCUUGCCGAUAUGCGUUGAGUAUGAGAGAACAUGUGGAGACCUUCCUGCACUUGAGCAUGGCUCUGUCCAGUUAUCUGUCCCUCCCUACCACCACGGAGAUUCAGUGGAGUUCACUUGUGCAGAAACCUUCACAAUGAUUGGGCAUGCAGUAGUUUUCUGCAUUAGUGGAAGGUGGACCGAGCUUCCUCAAUGUGUUGCAACAGAUCAACUGGAGAAGUGUAAAGCCCCGAAGUCAACUGGCAUAGAUGCAAUUCAUCCAAAUAAGAAUGAAUUUAAUCAUAACUUUAGUGUGAGUUACAGAUGUAGACAAAAGCAGGAGUAUGAACAUUCAAUCUGCAUCAAUGGAAGAUGGGAUCCUGAACCAAACUGUACAAGAAAUGAGAAAAGAUUCUGCCCUCCUCCCCCACAGAUUCCAAAUGCCCAAGUGAUUGAAACCACAGUGAAAUACUUGGAUGGAGAGAAAGUAUCUGUUCUUUGCCAAGAUGGUUACCUAACUCAGGGCCCAGAAGAAAUGGUGUGUAAACAUGGAAGGUGGCAGUCGUUACCACGCUGCACGGAAAAAAUUCCAUGUUCCCAGCCCCCUAAAAUUGAACAUGGAUCUAUUAAGUCGCCCAGGUCCUCAGAAGAGAGAGAUUUAAUUGAGUCCAGCAGUUAUGAACACGGAACUACAUUCAGCUAUGUCUGUGAUGAUGGAUUCAGGAUAUCUGAAGAAAAUAGGGUAACCUGCAACAUGGGAAAAUGGAGCUCUCUGCCUCGUUGUGUUGGAAUACCUUGUGGACCCCCACCUUCAAUUCCUCUUGGUAUUGUUUCUCAUGAACUAGAAAGUUACCAAUAUGGAGAGGAGGUUACAUACAAUUGUUCUGAAGGCUUUGGAAUUGAUGGACCAGCAUUUAUUAAAUGUGUAGGAGGACAGUGGUCUGAACCACCCAAAUGCAUAAAAACUGAUUGUGACAACUUGCCCACAUUUGAAAUUGCCAAACCGACAGAAAAGAAAAAAAAAUCAUACAGGUCAGGAGAACAAGUGACAUUCAGAUGUCCACCUCCGUAUCGAAUGGAUGGCUCUGACAUUGUCACAUGUGUUAAUACGAAGUGGAUUGGACAGCCGGUAUGCAAAGAUAAUUCCUGUGUGAAUCCACCACAUGUGCCAAAUGCUACUAUACUAACAAGGCACAAGACUAAAUAUCCAUCUGGUGACAAAGUACGUUAUGACUGUAAUAAACCUUUUGAAUUAUUUGGGGAAGUGGAAGUGAUGUGCCAAAACGGGAUUUGGACAGAACCACCGAAAUGCAAAGAUUCAACAGGGAAAUGUGGGCCUCCUCCACCUAUUGACAAUGGAGACAUCACCUCCUUGUCAUUACCAGUAUAUGCACCAUUAUCAUCAGUUGAAUAUCAAUGCCAGAACUAUUAUCUACUUAAGGGAAAUAAGAUAGUAACAUGUAGAAAUGGAAAGUGGUCUCAGCCACCAACCUGCUUACAUGCAUGUGUGAUACCAGAAGAUAUUAUGGAAAAACAUAAUAUAGUUCUCAGAUGGAGGGAAAAUGCAAAGAUUUAUUCCCAAUCAGGGGAGAAUAUUGAAUUCAUGUGUAAACCUGGAUAUAGAAAAUUCAGAGGAUCACCUCCGUUUCGUACAAAGUGCAUUGAGGGUCACAUCAAUUAUCCCACUUGUGUAUAAAAUCGCUAUACAAUUAUUAGUAAACCUUAUGGAUGAACCUUUGUUUAGAAAUGCACAUGUAUAUUACUAAUACAGUUUGAAUUUACAUUUGAAAUAUUGUUUAGCUCAUUUCUUCUAAUAAGUAUAUAAACUUUUUUUAUAUGGUGGUUAAUCAGUAACUUUACAGACUGUUGCCACAAAGCAAGAACAUUGCAUUCAAAACUCCUAAUCCAAAAUAUGAUAUGUCCAAGGACAAACUAUGUCUAAGCAAGAAAAUAAAUGUUAGUUCUUCAAUGUCUGUUUUUAUUCAGGACUUUUCAGAUUUUCUUGGAUACCUUUUGUUGUUAGGUUCUGAUUCACAGUGAGUGGAAGACACACUGACUCUGACUUCAAAUUAGUAUUACUUGCCAAUACAUAACAACCAAACUAUCAUAAUAUCACAAAUGUAUACAGCUAAUUACUGUGUCCUACCUUUGUAUCAAUAAAGAAAUCUAAGAAAGUUCUUGCUUAUGAA
This is a messenger RNA of Rattus norvegicus (Norway rat), 4250 nucleotides long. RefSeq names its product complement factor H (gene Cfh). Gene Ontology annotation, biological process: inflammatory response; neurogenesis; regulation of complement activation. The coding region runs from base 50 to 3757 and encodes 1235 amino acids. Gene Ontology annotation, molecular function: heparin binding. The record is from RefSeq and is marked provisional. The transcript has 22 exons. NCBI's taxonomy places the organism in Eukaryota, Metazoa, Chordata, Mammalia, Rodentia, Muridae. Gene Ontology annotation, cellular component: extracellular region; mitochondrion.